Helianthus annuus (common sunflower) is the source of this 3561-nucleotide messenger RNA. Its product is annotated as kinesin-like protein KIN-5D. Gene Ontology annotation, molecular function: plus-end-directed microtubule motor activity; ATP binding; microtubule binding. The coding region runs from base 246 to 3371 and encodes 1041 amino acids. Gene Ontology annotation, biological process: microtubule-based movement. The record is from RefSeq and is a predicted model, not a curated record. The transcript has 23 exons. Lineage: Eukaryota; Viridiplantae; Streptophyta; Magnoliopsida; Asterales; Asteraceae.
ACAGCAGGAGCCUCCAAAUUCAAACGCUACUAUAACGGCCAUAAUUUUUUCACAUCAUCCUCACGGACUCUCUCUCUCUCUUUCUUUCUCUCUCUGUAUUUUAACCUAAUUACUUCACCAUCUCUGAGAAUCAUCUCUCUCUACAUUGAAUCUACAUUCACUCUAACAGCAAUUUGUAGCAGAUUUCAGAUUUGAAAUUAGUCGACAGUGAAAAAUUGGUGAUUUGAAGACCUAAUUGUAAAGUUAUGGACAAGAAGGGAGGAAGUGCGAUACCGAGUUCACCAUCUCAGACUCCGAGAUCUGUUGAGAAGUCAGCAAGAGAUAUUCGACAUGUUGAAGGAAAUAUGAGUGGUAAACAUGAUAAAGAAAAAGGGGUAAAUGUUCAGGUUGUUGUGAGAUGCAGACCACUGAAUGCUGAUGAGGAAAAACUACACACUCCAGUGGUGGUUACAUGUGCAGAAAACAAGAGGGAAGUAUGUGCAGUUCAAAACAUAGCUAACAAGCAGAUUGAUAGAUCAUUUGUGUUUGAUAAGGUAUUCGGUCCAAAAUCCCAACAAAGAGACUUGUAUCAUUCAGCAGUGUCUCCCAUAGUUUUUGAAGUUCUCGAGGGCUACAACUGCACUAUAUUUGCAUACGGCCAAACGGGAACCGGAAAAACAUACACAAUGGAAGGAGGAGGGAGGAAAAAGAACGGGGAAUUCCCAAGUGAUGCAGGUGUGAUUCCGAGGGCGGUUAGGCAAAUAUUUGACAUAUUAGAAGCUCAAAAUGCAGAAUACAAUAUGAAAGUUACGUUUCUAGAGCUGUACAAUGAGGAAAUAACCGAUCUUUUAGCUCCCGAAGAAGCUUCAAAGUUUCCAGAAGAUAAGUCGAAGAAACCGAUAGCGUUAAUGGAAGAUGGAAAGGGUGGUGUACUUGUUAGAGGCUUAGAAGAGGAGAUAGUUUCUACUGCUGAUGAAAUAUACAGAAUAUUGGAAAAAGGUUCUGCUAAAAGACGUACGGCAGAAACGCUUAUGAAUAAACAAAGUAGUCGUUCUCAUUCGAUAUUUUCUAUCACGAUUCAUAUCAAGGAACGUACCCCUGAGGGUGAAGAAGUUAUUAGAUGCGGAAAACUUAACCUUGUUGAUCUUGCUGGUUCGGAGAAUAUUUCGAGAUCUGGUGCAAAAGAGGGUAGAGCAAGAGAAGCUGGUGAGAUAAACAAAAGCUUGCUUACACUUGGCAGAGUCAUUAACACACUUGUUGAGCGUUCAGGACACAUACCUUAUAGGGAUAGUAAAUUAACAAGAUUGUUGAGAGAUUCAUUGGGAGGAAAAACAAAGACAUGCAUAAUUGCUACAAUCUCCCCUUCAAUCCAUUCUUUGGAAGAGACACUAAGUACUUUAGACUACGCUCAUCGUGCAAAAAAUAUCAAGAACAAACCCGAGAUCAAUCAGAAGAUGAUGAAAUCAGCAAUGAUGAAGGAUCUGUAUUCUGAAAUUGAACGGCUUAAGCAAGAGGUGUAUGCUGCUCGAGAGAAAAAUGGAAUUUACAUACCAAAAGACAGAUAUCUUCAGGAGGAAGAGGAGAAAAAGGCAAUGGCUGAAAAAAUCGAACGCAUGGAACUUGAUAAUGAAUCUAGAGGAAAGCAAAUGAUGGAGCUACAGGAACUCUAUAACUCUCAGCAGUUAAUAACUGCAAAUUUAACAGAGAAGCUUGAGAAGACAGAGGUAAAACUCCAAGAAACUGAACAUUCAUUGUCCGGUCUUGAAGAAAAGCAUAGACAAGCAAAUGCAACGAUUAAAGAGAAAGAAUUUCUUAUCUCCAACCUUUUAAAAUCUGAAAAAGCACUUCUAGAGCGGGCAUUUGACCUUCGUGGGGAGCUGGAGAAUGCUGCAUCAGACGUAUCUCGUCUAUACACCAAGAUUGAACGCAAGGAUAAAAUUGAAGAUGAAAACAGAAUUCUUGUCCAGCAGUUCCAAUCUCAGUUAACUAUACAACUUGAUACUUUGCAUAAAACCAUAGCGGCUUCUGUAACUCAACAAGAGCAACAGUUGAAAGGCAUGGAGGAAGAUAUGCAAUCCUUUGUAUCAACCAAGGCCGAGGCAACUGAAGAACUUCGAGCUGCCCUAGAGAAAUUAAAAACAAUGUACGGUUCUGGAAUCAAAGCUUUAGAUGAUAUAGCCGAUGAACUAGAUGGGAAUUCACAGUCAACGUUUGGACUUUUGAACUCUCAAGUCUCCAAAAAUUCUUCUGCUCUUGCGGAGCUUUUCAAGGGUAUUGCAUCAGAAGCUGAAAAACUGCUGGGUGAUCUUGAGAGCAUUCUCUACAACCAAGAAAAUAAACUAACUGCAUUUGCACAACAACAACGAGAAGCGCAUUCUAGAGCUGUGGAAACAUCAAGAACAAUAUCUAAGACUACUAUGAACUUUUUUGAUACUUUAGACUUGCACGCAACGAAAUUGAUCAAAAUUGUUGAAGAGGGUCAAACGCUCAAUGACCAAAAACUUUCUGAACUUGAAAGAAAGUUUGAGGAAUGUGCUGCGAUUGAAGAAAAACAACUUCUCGAGAAAGUUGCAGAACUAUUUGCAGUUUCAAAUGCUAGGAAGAAAGGACUGGUUAGAACAGCAGUUGAUGGCCUGAGGGAGACCGCAGCAAGUAAAGCUAAAAGAUUUGACCAAGAAAUGUCAACAAUGAAAGAUUCGAGCUCCUGCAUAAGGAACAACUGGAUAAACUAUACGAAAGAGGCUGAAAGCCACUAUCUUGAAGACACUGCUGCAGUUGAAAUCAGAAAAGCAGACCUAGAUGAGGUUCUUCAAAAUUGUUUGCAAAAGACGAAAAUGGGGUCACAACAAUGGAAUAGCGCUCAGGAAUCUUUGGUUAGUUUAGAGAAGAGCAAUGUUGCAUCUGUGGAUGAAAUAGUCAGGGGAGGAUUGGAAGCCAAUCAAAUUUUGCGUGCACGGUAUUCAGCUGCUGUGUCAUCCGCACUCGACGACACAAAUGUUGCAAGCAAAAACUUACUAUCCUCAAUUGACCAUUCAUUACAACUGGACCAUGAUGCACGUGAAAAUCUUGAUUCCAUCAUUGUUCCAUGUUGUGGAGAAUUAAGGGAACUAAAGGGUGGACACUACCAUAAGAUCAUUGAGAUCACAGAAAAUGCUGGAAAAACACUCUUAAAUGACUACACGGUUGACGAACCUACAUGUUCAACACCGAAAAAGCGGGCAUUCAAUCUACCAAGCAUGACAUCCAUCGAAGAACUACAGACGCCGUCAUUUGAAGAACUACUGAAACAAUUCUGGGAUUCAAAAUCUUCACUGAAGCCAAACGGAGAAGUGAAGCAUUUGGAGUGUCAGUCUCCUAGAGAUUCUAGACUUCCACUUGCUGCUAUUAAUUAAUUAAUAUGUGUACAGAUCUCACCAUUUUGUUUCUAGAUUCAAAUCUAGGCUUUUGAAUCUGGAGUAUUCUAUAUCUUUUCCAUGCUGGAUUAUAAUAAGAAUCUGUAAUUUGUAAUGGUGUUGUUGUGAGUGUAACUAAUUUAGGACACCAAAGGAGCUUUAAUUAAAACAAUCUAAAAAAUUUGGGUUU